GCCCGGGCAUGCCGCCGCGUCCCCACCCUUUCCGGCCUGGCUACCCGGCCUUGCUCGCUCCUCCCGGUGAAUGCUGCGCCUUUCCGAGCGCAACAUGAAGCUUCUCUUCGCCGCCGCCCUCAUCGUGGGCUCAGUCUUCUUCCUGCUGCUGCCGGGACCCUCUGCGGCCGACGAGAAGAAGAAGGGGCCUAAAGUCACCGUCAAGGUGUAUUUUGACCUACGAAUUGGAGAUGAAGAUGUGGGCCGGGUGGUCUUUGGUCUUUUUGGAAAGACUGUUCCAAAAACAGUGGAUAAUUUUGUAGCCUUAGCUACAGGAGAGAAAGGAUUUGGCUACAAAAACAGCAAAUUCCAUCGUGUGAUCAAAGAUUUCAUGAUCCAGGGCGGAGACUUCACCAGAGGAGAUGGCACAGGAGGCAAGAGCAUCUAUGGCGAGCGCUUCCCCGAUGAGAACUUUAAGCUGAAGCACUACGGCCCCGGCUGGGUGAGCAUGGCCAACGCCGGCAAAGACACCAACGGUUCCCAGUUCUUCAUCACUACAGUCAAGACAGCCUGGCUAGAUGGCAAGCAUGUGGUGUUCGGCAAAGUUCUAGAGGGCAUGGAGGUGGUGCGGAAGGUGGAGAGCACCAAGACAGACAGCCGGGACAAGCCCCUGAAGGACGUGAUCAUCGCAGACUGUGGCAAGAUCGAGGUGGAGAAGCCUUUUGCCAUCGCCAAGGAGUAGGGCACUAGGGACCUUUGCCCUCCGUGUGACCAUCUGUGCCAGCCCCACUGCCCUCAUGAGGGUGAAGGUAGCCCGGCCCCAGGCUCUGUGCUGCACUGGCCUGGUGCUGGAACCUGACGGAGCGGACUUGCCUCACAUUCCGCAGGCCCAAUUUUGUAGCAAUCUACUGGUAUCAUUGCUGACCAAUAAAAAAAAGUGGGUUUUUUUUUAAUAA
Molecule: messenger RNA, 935 nt
Organism: Heterocephalus glaber (naked mole-rat)
Lineage: Eukaryota; Metazoa; Chordata; Mammalia; Rodentia; Bathyergidae
Gene: Ppib
Product: peptidylprolyl isomerase B
Biological process (GO): protein folding; protein peptidyl-prolyl isomerization
Cellular component (GO): cytoplasm; intracellular membrane-bounded organelle
Molecular function (GO): peptidyl-prolyl cis-trans isomerase activity; cyclosporin A binding
Source: RefSeq, a predicted model, not a curated record